This is a messenger RNA of Diachasma alloeum, 1864 nucleotides long. RefSeq lists its product as uncharacterized. The transcript is spliced from 8 exons. Gene Ontology annotation, biological process: carbohydrate metabolic process. The record is from RefSeq and is a predicted model, not a curated record. Lineage: Eukaryota; Metazoa; Arthropoda; Insecta; Hymenoptera; Braconidae. Gene Ontology annotation, cellular component: extracellular region. Gene Ontology annotation, molecular function: chitin binding. Bases 217 to 1671 code for a protein of 484 amino acids.
UCACGAGCAUCCAAACCAGACCGAGUCCCAAAGACUCGAAAUAUCGAACUCCAUUAAAUUCCCCAACUGUACCCUCCAAUUAUCUGUAUUUCUGUGCAAUUUGUGUCUCAAGUGCGGAUGAUAGCUUCCUGGGGCGAUCUAUCCUCCAGCGUCCCCAGUGCGAGGACAAGUGCUAUAACUCAUUGAGAGGAACAAUAGAAACUGUAAACUGUAAUUAUGGGAUUUUAUAGAGUGACGGUUCUGAUAGCUGUCCUAGCUGUUUUUUUAGUUAAUGGACAGAAGAAGAAAGAGGACGACAAGAAGGAGGAGGAGUUCAAGUGCCCAGAGGGACAGGGAAAUGGUAAUUUCGCUGAUCCUGCCACGUGUAGGAGAUUUUACCAGUGUGUAGAUGGAUACCCUUAUUUAAAUAGAUGUCCCUCAGGACUUCAUUUCGAUGACAUCAGUAAAUUCUGUACGUUUAAAAAUGAAGCACGAUGUGGUCCAAUACCAACCACUGAAGCACCUGCCACAGAAUCACCAGCAGACUUAGCUAAACGUUGUGACACAGCAAAUUGUGACUUACCCUAUUGUUUCUGCUCACGUGAUGGUACCAUAGUCCCUGGAGGAAUUCAUCCCGAAGACACACCCCAGAUGAUUCUCCUGACCUUCGAUGGUGCGAUAAAUCACAAUAACUUCGAUCAUUAUCAAAAAAUCUUCAACAAGGAUCGACUGAAUCCAAACAAUUGUCCAUUGAAAGGUACAUUCUUCAUCUCUCAUGAAUAUUGUAAUUACAACAUGGUGCAGAGCUUUGCUCAUGAUGGCCAUGAGAUCGCAACGGAAACAAUAUCAUUGCAAAAAGGUCUGGAAGACAAAGGCUACGAGGAGUGGGUGGGAGAGAUGAUAGGAAUGCGUGAGAUUCUCAAGCGUUUCUCCAACAUAAGCACGAAUGAAGUAUCGGGGAUGCGUGCCCCCUACCUAAAACCAGGAAGAAAUACCCAGUACAAAGUGAUCGAAGAUUUUGGAUACAUCUACGACAGUUCAGUUGGAAUAUCACCCCUGAAAAUUCCCAUCUGGCCGUACACACUGGACUACAAAAUCCCACAUGAGUGCAAGGCUGGCACCUGCCCCACCAAGUCCUUCCCAGGUGUCUGGGAGCUUCCCCUGAACGCCCAUUACGUCGAGAGUUACGAGGGGGGUCACUGUCCCUAUCUGGACCAGUGUGUUCUUCAUAAUCAUGACCCCGAGGAGGUGUUCGAGUGGCUCAAGGAGGAUUUCAACAGAUAUUACGAGCAAAAUCGAGCUCCCUACAUGAUGCCCUUCCACACUAAUUGGUUCCAGAUUAAGGAGCUGGAGAGAGGACUUGGAAAAUUCCUCGAUUGGGCUGUUACAUUACCUGACGUAUACUUCGUCACUGCAACCCAAGCCCUGACUUGGAUGACAGAUCCCAAACCUCUGAAGGCUCUCAAUAAUUACGAAGGAUGGGCAUGCAAACAAAAGGAGAAUAUUCCUGGGCCACCUUGCAAUAAUGCUAAUAAAUGCGCUCUUGAUUUCAAACCCGCAGAUGCCAAUUUCACUGCCACAAGGUACAUGGAGACGUGUACAGAAUGCCCAAACAAAUAUCCAUGGCUGGGGGAUGCUAAGGGAACAGGUCACGCCAACGACAUUUACACUCCCGAGCAGAGGAAAAAAUAGAAACAUCUCUAAAAAUCCAAAAAUCGAAAUUACAUUCAAUUGAACAGAUGAAUAAAUUCAAGAAUUUCAUUUACGCAUGAGAAAGAUCGAAAAAUAGAGUAUCAGUUGUUGAACAGAAUGCCUCCAGUGUGCCUCAGUCUCAUUCACGUUGUUCAUAAUUGUACGAAUGUCUAUUGAGUAAUAAAAUAUUGAA